UGGGGGCGGGGCCUGCUGCCGCGCCCCGCGAAGAACGGCGUCCCCGCGCGGGGUGCCUGAGUCUCCAUGGGGCUGUGCCUCCCGUGUCCCGCGGAGUCCGCACCGCCGUCCCCGAGCCCGGAAGAGAAAAGAGCAAAGCUGGCAGAGGCGGCGGAAAGAAGGCAAAAGGAGGCUGCAUCUCGGGGGAUUUUGGAUAUUCAGUCGGUGGAGGCAAAGAGGAAGAAGAAAGAACAGUUGGAAAAGCAGAUGGAAGCAUCGGGGCCACCAGCAGGUGGACUGAGAUGGACGGUGUCAUGAAGCAUGUCAUACUGCAGGAGAAUUCUGCCCCUGACUCCAGCAUCUGCAAUCGGAUGGAUUUCAGCUAAAUAGCUCCUCUUUGCAAAGAUUAAGCGUCAGACCAUAGUAUUAGUACCCUUGAGUGCAGUGCUAAAACUACUAAAAACUACUGGUAAAAUUUUUAACUUUCAGGCUUACUAAAAUGACCCAGCUUUUCCUUGUAUUUCACUUUUGCUGCACUUAUUUUCUCUUCUGCAGGAAAUAUUGUCCCAUUUUCUGUAGUUAAAAUAUGGAUCCAAAAGGUAUAUAUGCAUGGUGUGUCCUGGCCCCAUAUAUAUCUUCAGGAUUAACUUUGUGCUUAUACCUCUGCUUUGUUAGUGACUGUGCUACCUAGCCACACGGCACAGCCUGUUGCCUGCUCCGUUUCCCUGGGUAGGAAGACUUCUGCUUCCAGACCUAGUGCCUUUAAGCUGAUCAUCAGGGAAAAUCCUAAAGAUUCAUUUGAAGGAUUUCAGGUGAAGGAAGUCUUUAUUUUUAUAACCCACUAAGAGACGAAUAUUUGUAGGCAAAUGUUAACUGGUAAUUUAUUUUCUGUACCUAAGGCAUAUCAUAUUAACGUGAAUUUACAUGUCAGUAGGCCAUCAGAGUACAGUGACCUCCUGACAUUUCUACCAGAAGCAUGAAGGUCAGUGCAGUGAAAGGAUGAUGCCAGCUGAGAAUUGGGUUAAUGAUAAUGAGUGAUAAUAUAUUUGUUUAAAUAUAUAUUUAUUUAAAUUUCAUGCUGUAUUCUGUUGUAUUUAUUAAAGAGUAAUUGUAAGAUCUAUAAAGACAUGAUGUGGCCAAUGAAAUUAUGCAAUAGAAAUAUUUAAGUUUUGUACUUGGGAAGUUCAAGCAUGCAGGCUUGAUGUAAUAGUAAGACAAGAGGUGCACAGAUCGCCAUUCGUUAGACUUGAUUUAUGACAUUGUGGCUUGUUUUCUUACUGUAUAAUGAACAAAGAUGCAAAAAGCGCAAGGGUGCAAGGAUGCUACUACUGUAGAUGCUAAGACUUUAUAGUGCCAAUACCUGAACCCUGCUGUAGAAUUUUUAUAGAUUGUAAAUGCCAGUCAGGAAUCUCAGUGAAUUAGGCCAGGUCACAGGCAUAAAAGAAAACUGAGCCAUCGGCUCGCCUCCAGCAAGGUAUUUAAUAGCGUGUCACACAUGGUUUUAAAGAGUUAGAGAUGUAAUAUAGGUCUUAGGAUACCUGAAGAAUUACUUUUCUAUUGUCCAAAAUAUUUGAUAUCUAGGCAAGGCAUGUAAUUGUAUCAGCUCAAUUUUCUUCAUUUAGAGAUUAGUGAUAUUUUCUUCAUAAAUGAUAGUGAAGUCAGUGAGUUAAAUUUUAGAAAUAAUUUUUCAUUUAUCUUGGUAAUUAAUCUUUCUAACAUAGGACAUAUAUCUAAUAGCUGAAUGGAAAGAGGCAGCACACACUAGCCUUGACUACAGGAAGCCUUCAUCAAAUUAACAUAGACAUCAUAUUCUCUUCUCUUCACCUUCAAGACUUAGAAUGUGGCUUGUGCAAAGAGGAGGCUUGCUUUCAGGGGGUAGUGCUGUAUUUAUAACCAUAAGGCAUGCCUCCCUACUCUAGAGGCACAUGUGACAUACAAGUAUAUUCCUAGUUUAGGAUAAGUAGGAUGCACUGCUUUUGUCAGCUGUGAGCUGCCUCUGCCAUUCCAAAGCCAUGUGCAUGGCUAUGGCCUGCCUCAUGGAUAUGAUGAUAUGCUCAGUUUCCCUCCAAGGCCACAUAUGUCAUAGGCACUAAAUGCUGACCUGAAUCUCCUGAAUGUGAUUAAAAAGAGGAAAAUGGGAAACAGGAUGCUAAUAAAAAGCUAGGGAAUGGCUAUUAAAAAUACAUCUAAACAUUUUGCUUAGGUUAUGGAUAGUAAUGUGGAGGUGUGUUUUCUGUAGCUUACAGCUUAAAUUAAAAAAAAAAUGAUGUUGAAUGUAUCUUCCAAAUGUUAUGGUCAAAUUACUAAAACACAAGAGAAGCCAUCAAAUGCAGGAAGGUGACCAAUGUAUGCAAGCUGCAGUCUUAAUUCUAAUCCUGAAACUAAUAUGGCUUAUGAUAAAAGAGUUCCAUGUAUCAAUACAGAAGGUCUUUAUGACAAGUUACAUGUUUGGGAAUAUCUGUAAAUGGCUCUUUAAAUGUAUUGAGUUUGUAUUACAGUUAUACUUGGAAUGUGAUUUAUUAGUUUUCCAAUAUACUGUGAACCCACAUGUAAUACAUUCUGCAUUGCCUUUGGAUAUAUGAAUAUACAUAUUUCUACAAAAAAAGUUCCCCCAAGUCAUCUUUUUAAAUAAAAUGCCUCUACUCUGUCUUAAACAAA
This is a messenger RNA of Psammomys obesus (fat sand rat), 2637 nucleotides long. It is a transcript of the gene Svip, whose product is annotated as small VCP interacting protein. Bases 67 to 297 code for a protein of 76 amino acids. Gene Ontology annotation, biological process: negative regulation of retrograde protein transport, ER to cytosol; positive regulation of autophagy; negative regulation of VCP-NPL4-UFD1 AAA ATPase complex assembly. Gene Ontology annotation, cellular component: endoplasmic reticulum membrane. The record is from RefSeq and is a predicted model, not a curated record. The transcript has 4 exons. Lineage: Eukaryota; Metazoa; Chordata; Mammalia; Rodentia; Muridae.